UGUGGGAGCGGGCGGGGAGCGGGGCCGCCCGCGGAGCCCGUCGCCCGGCCUCAGCCGGGAGCCGCGCCCGGCGGCCAGGCCGCAGCGGGAGCCCGGCGGUCGCCGGUCGCUUGCCGGGACGGGGCUGGGGCAGAACCCUGGGGGCCAUCGCCGGGUAACGGGCCUGUGACCUCAGCCCCGGGCGGGCAGCCCCGGGGGCCGGAGGCAGCAUGAGCGUCUCGGUCAGGCUGGCGGAGCUGGCGGACGUCGCCUUCCGCACGCCCAACAGCGGCAGCGUCAACGCCGGCGCCCUCCACCUCCUCCUGCGCGGCCUCCUGGAGCACCUGCGCCCGCAGGAUGCCUCCACGCAGGUCUCGGAGGACGAGAGGGGCCUCCUCGAGCCCGGGGCUGGGGCUGGGGGGAGGCCCCGCGCCCUCCUCCUGCAGGCGGAGGGGCAGCCAGGCUGCCCCGGCGGGUCCCCGGGCACCGCGGAGCUGCCGACCCCCAGGCAGGACGUAGGCAGGCCAGGCACCGACUCAUGGCAAACGGCGCAGCUGACCAAGAGGAUGGAGGUGAUCGAGGAGGGGAUGACGAAGGUCACAGACAAGCUACAGGCGAUGCUCACCACCAGCUGCUCUCUGAAAACCACCAUCGAGGCCUUCCAGGAGGAGCUGCAGCUCCUGAAGGACAAUUUCCAGAAGGCUGGUCUGGAGGAGCUGCGAGAGCGGGCGGCACAGCAGGACAAGCACAGCAACCUCCUGCAGAACAUCCUGGGCCAAAUGGCAGAGGUGCGGCGGGAGCUGGGCAACUUCCCCUGGCAGGCUGGUGUGCUGUGCUCGCUCUGCAGGGUGCCCACUGGCGAGCUUUCCAGCCAGGAGCUCAGCCCUGAGGCCCCCCAGGAGCCAGCCCAGGAGGCACCGUGCAGGCUGAGCUGGCUGCCGGAGCGGCACGUGGCCGUGGAGACCUGCAUCAGCUGCCACGAGAACCAGCUCCAGCAGCGUGCAGAUUUGGGGACCCUGAAGGAUGUGGCCACCCGACUGGAGAAGGUGCAAGGCGAAGUAAAGCACCUGGAGGACAAAGGAGAGAAGGGGCCAGAUUUUGGCAGGGAGGUGCUGAGCCAGGUGGGGCAGCUGCAGGAGCAAUGUACGAGACUCCAAGAGGCUGCAGAGCGGCUGUGGGCUGACACCGAGGGCACCCAGAAAGCAGACGAGGCCGUGCUGGAGACCAAAGUGAGCCAGGACGAGUUGCAACGCGCCAUGGCCCAGCUGAGCGAGAUGAUGCAGGACCUGCUGCAGAGGAUGUCCCUGCACGGCCAGGCCAGGCGUAAAGCCCUGGAGCUCGUCAGUGAGAUGGACUCCGAGGCACAGUGGGAGCAGGCUUGGAGGCUCAGCAAGCAGUGCCACUGCCAGGGGCCCUGCUUUGAUACCAGCGGUCCCGCCGGCCUCAAGAGGCACCACUUCCACCCAGUGAAGUGCAUCUCCUGCGACAGACCCCUGGCCGUGGCCCCAAGGCCGCACUUGGUGACAGUCCGGAAGGCCAGCCUGCACCUCCAGUCUCGUCCAGCCAGCGCCGGUGGCACCAACCGCAUGGCACAGCAGCUGCCGGGGAGGGAGAACAAAGGGAGCAACCAGGCCAGCCGGGGCCCCGUGAGUCCCACCAGGCCACUGUCCGCCUCCAGCUCCCUCGCCACCGCCUGUCCCUUCGGAGCCCCUGCAGAUUUCACCUGCCAGAACGGUCAAGUGGAUCUUUUGGGCAUCGACGGGGUCAUCUACAAGGGCAGGCUGAGCUCGCAGGCUGCCAACGGGAACAUCGCCCUGGGCAGGGACUUCCCAGGAACAAAGUCCCCCCAGCCCCCUGCCCAGCACGCUGCGGAGAAAACGUGUCGCACCCUCAAGUAUGGCAGCCACUACGUGUCCCCGUACUCGUGUGCUGCCAUGCGGACGAGGACUGUCUCCUCGGGGGGCCGGUGGCAGGCCGCUGCAGGUGGCAGGACAGCCGGCGUCUGAGCUGCCCGGGGGGGCUGUGAAAUGGCGUGGGGGUGCAGGAAGGGGCAGGAGCCUCGGGGGAUCAGGGGGGUGGGAGCCAUGCUGCCCCGGUUUCUCCCUCCCCCUCGCAGCUGCGUAACACCACAGGCCAUAAAGAUUUGCUCUGCUCCGCUGCCUGCCCCGCGUGGUCCCUGGGCUCGCUGGGGCACACGGGGUGUCCUGGGGGAGUCAGCGACCAGAGCCUGACCCCCCCCCAGAUCCCUGUCGGGGUGUGCAGCCUGGCCACGGUACCAGGGACAGCAGGGCACAACCGCACCGGUGCCGGGGUCCCUCCUGUGGUGCCGAGGGGAGCACGCGUCCGUCCCUGUGCUGCAGGAGCUGGCAGGACGGCUGCACGGCUCCCGGAGGCCGCGAGAGCAGCGCCGGGGCUUGGGCAGUGCAGGUGGUUCCUGCCCCGCUGCAGCCCCAGCCGGGCUUUGUGCCCCUCGUGAGGUCAGCUCCCCAGGCUUCUGGGCUGGGCCGAGGCCUCGUAAGCUCCCCGACCAGUUCAGGUCUGGGGUCUGGCCCUGGAUUUUCCAGUCCCGCAGCUCUUGGUGGGUCUGGGACAGUCACAGGCAGGCUCUCCCCCCCCCCCGCCACCCGCAU
Molecule: messenger RNA, 2609 nt
Organism: Cygnus olor (mute swan)
Lineage: Eukaryota; Metazoa; Chordata; Aves; Anseriformes; Anatidae
Gene: C15H16orf96
Product: chromosome 15 C16orf96 homolog
Exons: 15
Coding region: 210-1985 (591 amino acids)
Source: RefSeq, a predicted model, not a curated record